Messenger RNA from Nothobranchius furzeri (turquoise killifish), 3269 nucleotides. RefSeq names its product prolactin receptor a (gene prlra). NCBI's taxonomy places the organism in Eukaryota, Metazoa, Chordata, Actinopteri, Cyprinodontiformes, Nothobranchiidae. The record is from RefSeq and is a predicted model, not a curated record. Gene Ontology annotation, cellular component: external side of plasma membrane; membrane; signaling receptor complex. Gene Ontology annotation, molecular function: cytokine receptor activity; cytokine binding. Gene Ontology annotation, biological process: cytokine-mediated signaling pathway.
UACGCUGCACUCCUCGCCGCCCUCAUCGGCACAGUCAGGGCGCGGAGAGAUCUGUUGCGUCUCCUUCGCUGACGGGACGGCUGAAACUGGUCAUGUCGCACGGCUGUAUGUGUACACCUCUCUGAUUUCAUCCCUGAAAAAAUAAAGAAAAAAAGUGAAGGUCGCUAAAUCUUCUCGGGAGGGAAGUGAGGCGCGUGCGGACGCACCGACGGACGGAGGAAGAGGCAGAAAACACCUGUUGGCAGUCGCCGAGUCUUUGUGGUGCCACGAUGAGGAAGGCUGAGGGAGGUAUUUUGCUGCGGUUGCUGCUGUUAUUCAUGCUGCACGCAACCGGAACAAGCUACAGCCCACCAGGGAAACCAACGCUAACGAGAUGUCGGUCUCCUGAAAAAGAGACAUUCACCUGCUGGUGGGAGCCGGGUUCGGACGGUGGGCUUCCAACCAAGUACGCCUUGUACUAUCGCAAGGAAAACUCUGACAAGGUGUUCGAGUGUCCAGACUACCGCACGGCCGGAGAGAACUCCUGCUUCUUCAACAAGAACGACACGUCCGUUUGGGUCAACUACAACAUCACGGUGGUGGCCACCAACGCUCUGGGGAGGACAUUUUCCGACCCCGUCGACAUUGACGUUGUCUACAUAGUCAAGCCCAAUCCUCCGGAGAACUUAGCACUGACCGUCCUCUGGGACCAAACCUGGCCCUACCUCCACGUGUCGUGGGAAUCCCCGCAGAAAGCCGACACUCGCUCAGGUUGGAUCACCCUCAUCUAUGAGCUCCGGAUCAAGUUGGAGGAUGAAGAUGAAUGGGAGGAGCACCCUGCAGGCCAACAGAAGACAUUUAACAUUUUCAGCCUCUGCUCAGGGGGUAAAUACUUGGUUCAGGUGCGCUGUAAACCUGAUCAUGGCUUUUGGAGUGAAUGGAGCUCGUCGCAGUACGUUAAAGUGCCUGAAUAUUUCAAUCGAGAAAAGUCCAUGUGGGUCCUGGCUGUGAUCUUUUCUGCUUUUGCCUUGUUCAUCAUCACCUGGCUUAUUCACAUGAACUGUCACAACCUGAAGCAGUGCAUUCUGCCUUCCGUUCCUGGACCUAAGAUUAAAGGAUUUGAUGAACAGCUUCUAAAGGAUGGCAAAUCCAUGGAUGCCUUCAGCUCACUGAUAGGGGCCAACUUCCCUCCCACGACCACUAAUUAUGAGGACCUCCUUGUGGAAUACCUAGAGGUGUUCGUCCCAGAAGAGCGAGAGUUGAUGCUGGAGGAAACAAAAGAGCUACACAAUGGCAGCCUUAAAUUUGAGAACUCCACUUCGGACUGCGACUCGGGUCGGGGAAGCUGUGACAGUCACACCCUGCUCAUAGAUAAAAGUGAAGAAGAGAAGGGACAGCAACCCGAUCAGCAGAGCAGUGAAAUUAAGAUGGAUGGAAAAGGACAAGAUGAGGAGGACAAAUAUCUGACAUGUUCUCCUGAAAAUGUGGACAGCCAUCAGUUGUCUAGUGAGAAGGUAAAGACUUGGCCUUCCUCAUUUUCUCCACUGCCUGAGUACAGCCCCAUCCCUCUGCAGCAACCUAACUCACAUGAGACAUCAAAACAGCCCUGCCUUUCUGACAGCCUGUUCGCCGCUGGGCCCUUGCCCUCCCAUUUUCCUCACCUAGGUCACAACACCAAAGAUGAGAUUGGAUCUAGCUACUGGCAGUUUGGCAUCAGCAACAAGCAACUUCAUCUACUCCAUCAGCAGAUGGAGGCCCAUCAGCAGCUCCAGGCCCACAAAAAUGCCAGCGUCUCCAACAUCGGCCACCUUCAGCUACCUUCAGUCCGGUUCACCGAGUACGUCGAAGUCCAGAGGGUCAGCGACCAGAACAUGGUCAUUCUGCAUCCUGUUCCCUCACAUCCAGAAACCAGCUAUCCUGACUGGCACCAGACAGAAGAGUACAGCAAGGUGAAGUGUGUGGACAAUGACAACGGGCUCCUGUUGCUCCAGAGGGAGGGCGUGGAGGAAGGGAUGGACAUGUGCUCUUAUGAGGAGCUGCCAGAGAGUGACCCAUCAAAGACUACCAACACGACAUUCACCAGUCCUUGCAGUCAACCUGCCCCAUCAGUCCAGGAUGAAAGGGUGGUCGGGGGUUACGUUGACACCUCUGUGUUCACUCUACCCACCUACUAGGUGCGGCACAAGCUUUCGUCCUAAGGACAAAAAAAAAACAGAAUCAAAAGAGCACUAACACUGAAUGGCUCCUGCAGAGUGGUUGCAAAGACAAUAUUUUGCUACCAGAUAAAUAGCACUAUUUAUUUUUCCAUCUUCUUCUGCUGUAACUCUAAUUUUUGAAUAACCAAAAUAAUCUGAAUGAAUAGAAGUUUAUUCUUCAGUUACAGAAAGAAUUGAUUUUGUAACGUAGAUGGUACAAGAUGAUUAUAUUGUGAUUCUACUGUAAAUCUUGGCUCCCUUACCUUUAAGGAAAACUAGAUUUAAGCUGCUUAUUGCAUACUGUAUGAAUACAAAUGGAUGAGAAUGAAAAAAAAUAACGAUUUGACUCAGUGAGUGGAUUUGUGGCCCUUAACUUUUAAAAGUUUAGCUCAACAGAGGGUCCUCUUCUUAAUCAAUGUGAAUUAAAAAGGUAAUUAUGUUCUGUGUGCAAUGAUACAUUUGCCACUAAUGGAAAUUAUUUUUGACAAGAUAACAGGGCCCGUCAUGGACCACGAAUGGUCAAUGAAUAAAGAAGUAUAAACGCUAUGUGUAUCAUGUCUGUGGUUGUCUCAGGAUAUUGUCUUAGAUACACACCAGUGGGAAAUCUCUGGGUAUCAUUUUAGAAAGUUCCUACCAGAGAAUCACAAGAACACUACGAAACAAGUGAACACUAUCAGGAAGAUUUAUUUUUCCAAUUACGCCAGUAAAGUUUUAAAGAAAACCUCAUUUAAAGAUGCUUUAUGUUAGUUUAUAAGUGUAUAUUAGUGUGUGUUUGUAUCAGUUUGAGUGUUUUUGACAGGUUGUUUGAAAAGAAGUUUAAAGAAAUCUAUUUUUCCAUUAAGAGAAUAUUUUUGUGUAAUCGGUUUUGAGAAAAAAAAACAUUUGGACAAAUGUGUUUCGUUUUUGAUGGGGAAUUAGUGUCAUAAUCUGCGUGGACGACCCUGUUUAACACUGACAGUUUUAUUGUUCAUGUACAUGUUUCUGUACUGUACAGCUACACAUCAGGUGAUUUUCAAUGCCCUUUGAAACAGCCCUUAGAUCUUUAUGGAAGCUUGCAGUUAAAAUAUGUUUAUAAUAAAUUCGCCUCAAAAAGGG